Daphnia pulex (common water flea) is the source of this 2939-nucleotide messenger RNA. RefSeq names its product DNA ligase 4-like. Gene Ontology annotation, biological process: nucleotide-excision repair, DNA gap filling; double-strand break repair via nonhomologous end joining; DNA biosynthetic process. NCBI's taxonomy places the organism in Eukaryota, Metazoa, Arthropoda, Branchiopoda, Diplostraca, Daphniidae. Gene Ontology annotation, cellular component: DNA ligase IV complex; DNA-dependent protein kinase-DNA ligase 4 complex. Gene Ontology annotation, molecular function: DNA binding; DNA ligase (ATP) activity; ATP binding. The coding region runs from base 183 to 2849 and encodes 888 amino acids. The transcript has 10 exons. The record is from RefSeq and is a predicted model, not a curated record.
UUGAACGAAAUCUCAGUUCUCGUUCUUUAUUAGUGUCCUUUCAUACGUGAAUGAAAAUUGAAAAACAAUAAUUACAGAUGAGAUGAAGGAGUGAAUGGAUACCAUUCUAAACAAAAAGCUGUCGAAAAGUAUGCUUGAUUUUCUUCGAUCUUUCCGGAGUAGUAUAGGAGUAUAGAAUCAUAAUGUUAUUUUCUGAAUUUUGCAAUGCGUGUGAAGAAAUUAGUUCAAGCAAAAGAAGUGACAAACAGGAGAGUCUUAGAAAGUUUCUAAGCAAAUGUAGGGAGAUUGUUUUGAAAGAUUCAAACUUCACUAUGUACUCUGUGAUGUGCCUUCUCCUUCCUCAUCUCGAUCGUUCAAGAGGAGCAUAUGGUAUUAAAGAGGCAUCUUUAGCAAAAUUAUACAUAAACAUAUUUAGUCUUCCAAAGGAUGGGGUGGAUGCGAUUAGAUUGCUAAAAUACAAAGUUACCAAGACAACCCAAAGAAUUGCCAAAGAUUUUUCUGAUGUCUGUUAUGACAUUCUAAAGGAUCGUUGUGGUUCAAGUAUUAGUUCUGGGACUAUUGCUGACAUCAAUCUGUUUUUGGACAAUUUGUCAAAGACAUCAUCAAAAAAGACAGAAAAUACAGAAAGAAUUCUCAAGCCAAUUUUGAUGAAGUUAUCUGCUCUAGAACAAAAGUGGCUAAUAAGAGUAAUUCUUAGGAAUGUUAAAUUGACUGGGAUGAGUGAAAAGGCUGUCCUAUCUACCUAUCAUCCAGAUGCUAAAGAAUUGUAUGAUGUAUCUAAUGACCUUGAGAAAGUCUGUGCAACAUUGAUCGACCCGUUAAAUAGAACUUCUGGAAUAGAAAUUUCGCUUUUUAAUCCAUUUCGUCCCAUGUUAGCGGAUAGACUUUCGAUAUCUAAAAUUCUUACGAAAAUGAAUAACAAGCCGUUCUACGUCGAAACAAAAUUAGAUGGAGAAAGGACUCAAAUUCAUAAACGAGGAAAAAGAUACGGUUUCUAUACUCGACGUGGAUUUGAUUACACGUCAAGCUAUGGAACUGAUCCCUCGACUGGAAACUUUACUCCGCGUCUACACGACUGUUUUCCCGAAUCUGUGACCAGUUGUAUUCUAGAUGGAGAGAUGGUGGCUUGGAAUGUUAACGGAUCCUUUAUCGUAUCUAAGGGUGCAAAUACUGAUGUCAAGUCAAUGUCUCCUACAGGAGAACUAGUUCCAUGUUUCGUCGCCUUUGAUAUUCUUCUACUGAAUGAUGAAGUCCUAUCCAAUCUACCAUAUAAGGAGCGAUUGAAAUUCUUAGAAUCGACAGUAAAGGUAAAAGAAAGCGUUCUUCAUUUUCCCAACCGUAAGCUAGUUUCUACCAAAGCGGAAGUGGAAAACUUGCUCAAUGAAGCAAUCGAUCAACGGGAAGAAGGAAUCGUUUUAAAAAGUCCAGAUUCAAUCUACAAACCGAAUGAACGUAAAGGAGGAUGGGUGAAAGUCAAGCCAGAAUAUGUAGGCGACAUGAUGGAUCAUUUAGAUGUGAUUAUUCUGGGUGGUUAUCACGGACAGGGAAGAAGAAGAAAUCUGAUUUCGAUGUUUUUGCUUGGCCUGGCUGUUCCGUCCAUUGAAGGGAACCAAUUGGAAUUUUCUUCGUUUGCCAGGGUAGGAUCGGGAUUUUCGGAUGAACAACUAAUGGGUUUGCUCGGAAAGCUGGAUCCCUAUUGGCAAAAGUGGGAUAAAAACGCUCCUCCGCCAAUGAUUCACUUUGGAAGAGAAAAACCGGAUGUAUGGAUCAAUCCGUCGUCAUCAGCAAUACUUGAGAUUAAAGCAUCGGAAAUUGUCUUAAGCAAUUCUUAUAAGGCUGGAAUGACUUUACGAUUUCCGAGAGUGCAGCGUAUUCGUGAAGACCGAGCUUGGGAUUCCUGUAUGACUCUAAGCGAAGUAAUCGAAAUGAGGAAAUAUGCUUCAGGGAAGCUUGCCACUCGACACUGUAGCUUUACAGAAGAUACACCUGCUAGCAAACGGAUUAAAUUAGCAGGCUUGACUGCAGUCGUUGCAGCUCCAUUCCAAUCAGCAGAUACAUCUGAUGUCAAAAAAUCAUCCAGUUGUUUUUCUAAAAAAGAGAUUUGCGUUUUGAAUGGCUCUGACUCUCUAACGAAACAGGAACUAGAACGAAAGGUAGUUUCGGGAGGCGGUACUGUUGUCCAGAAUCCAGGGCAUGUAACGUUUUGUAUCGUUGCUUUUAAAGAUGAUAUGCGGGUUAAAAGUCUCAAGAAUAGACCGAAAUGGGAUAUUGUUCGUCCACCAUGGUUACUUCGUUGCUUAAAUUUUGAUCGUCUUUUUCCUUUCCGGCCUGAAGACUUAAUGAUCGCCACCCGAGCCACGGAGGAAAAAAUGAUGCAAAACUAUGAUAAAUUUGGCAAUAGCUUGAGAGAACCUACUUCAGUUGAAGAUGUUGCUUUAAUCCUUCAGCGUGUCCAAGAUUUGGAACAUCCAACGCCAUUAAGCAUGUAUGAAAUUGCAAAUCUGGAGUAUGAUAUAUUUGGACAACUACCUAAAUAUGGUGUAUUUCGAACUUGCGUCGUUUACGUCGAUUUAUUUGAGACUAUAUCUGAUCCGAACAGUCAAGUGAUUUCUCGAGAGCUAGAAAUAAUUUCUUUUGAUCUUCGUAUCUAUGGUGCCCAAGUUUUGAAUCGCAUGGACUCAUCUGUCACUCACGUAGUAUGCGAUCCGGUUUCAUAUCCUCACCGCGCGAUUGACUGGAAAACAACCAACCAUCAGCGGGAAGUCAAGUUCAAAUUGGUCCGAUUAGAGUGGGUCGAACAUUCCAUAAAUAAAGGAAGUUUAGUUGAUGAAAUGCAAUAUUAUCCUUGAUCGAUCUUAUCCCAUUCAUGUUUCUGUGUUGUCUUUGUUUCAAGUCAAUUGUUUGUCAAGGAAUGCCAUUACAUUUUUUCUUCUAUUUAA